AUGGAGGAGAGAUGGAGGAGCCCCCCGCCUCCAGCAAUUCCAAUGCCUGAAGGAGAAGUCGAAGCUCUCAAAGCAGAGCAGAUGCAAGACGCGGCCUUGAAGCAGUGUAUGGCCAAGUGCCCUAUUUGGGACCCGUUGGCAACUGCAAAGCCUGAAGAUCUUCAGCAUGCAUCGCUUGUGGUGCUACAGCGUUUAGCACGCCCAGAGCGUCGUAUUGCACCAUCUUUGCGCCGUGCAUCUGCGGCAGUGGAUGCUGCUGGCCGGAGCUUUGAGCGAUGGGUCCGUAAACGACAGGAUUUGGGGCGCGAGCUUCCUAAGCUACGGAAGAUCAUCAUGGGUUGCAAGACUCUGCAGGAUGAGCAAGAUGCUCAAGAGGUCGACAACGACCUUGAGGCCAUCCGUGCAGAGACCGACCGAGCACGGCAGCAGGUGCAAAAAAAAUGCUAG
Molecule: messenger RNA, 447 nt
Organism: Durusdinium trenchii
Lineage: Eukaryota; Dinophyceae; Suessiales; Symbiodiniaceae
Source: the annotation of a GenBank genome assembly